AUGUCGGAUACACUCUCCGACGCGGAUAAGGUCAGUGGAUUGUUGUUCCCGAUGAACGAUCGUCUGGUUCCCCGCGAUUUGAAAACUGACACCGUCCAGAUUCGCAACAAGCGCCUAGCAAAGCUCUCCAACCCCAUCCAGACAUCGGGGGACGGAGGCUCCGAGUCAGCACAGAGUUCGGCCCAUACUUCUCCAGCACAGUCACCGUUGUCCGCACAGUCGCCCUUAAAUUUUCACAAUGCGCCGCCCUCGCAGCAGUCAGAAGGGAAACGGAUAAAGAUCACACCCGCUGCCUCGACACCAGAGCGACCACGAUCCGCGGCCCCAUCCGCCCCUCCAUCCGCCCCAAGUACUCCCCCGCCACAGAAGAUCGAGACGAUUGAGACCUUUGAAGAUCGGACGCUGAGCGCCGUAUUCAGACUGACUCUCAAGGAGGAAGGCCAGCGGGAUAUCCACGGCAAGCGCACAUACUUGCCCGGCUUGCGAAACGAACUCCAGAAUGAGGGCCAAGACCUGCGCAUCCAGGUGUCGGCCCUGGACCAGGCCUUGCUGGAAGCUGCGACGAUGGCCGAGAGACAACGACCCCUAGACUACUUGCUGCCGUGCUGGAAACGCAUCACCAAGCUGUCGAAAGGGCUGAGACGGACCGGGGAUGAUGACCCAAAGUAUCAGGUUUUGGUCGAGGCUCGGCGCCUGUGCAUGAGCUACUGUAUCUUUGCCAUCACAAUGCCUGAGAUGUUUGGGAGUGAAUGGUCUCCGGAGUCGUCGUUGGCAUCCUAUCUACUCGUGGACCCGGAGGACGACAGAGGAAUCGACUUCGAGUUCAUGCAUGAGGCUGUUCGUCGAUUUGACGAAGACGACACGAUAAAGCCCGCCUUCAUAUCUGCCGUUGAGCAGCUUAGUACGCAGCUUGCCACAAAGGACGUCAAUGAUGACUAUAAACCCUACGCUAUCGCUCUGCGAAAUCUGGUUCGUCAUGGAUCAAUUGCGGCUGCGAUCACAGAAUCAGAGUUCUUCAAUCAUUCAACGGAUCCUGCUCAGUUCGAGAAGGUCACUCUUCUGGGCCCUUGGUUCCGCCUGUCCCCCCUCCAGGCCAACGUUACCAUGUCCUAUUUCUCCAGCCCCAAAACCCGCGACCAGGGAUACAUCUCCAAUGCCCAGCGGUCACUCCGGAUGACACAGCAGUUGAUUAGCUCCGACCUUCUUGAUGUCGUGAACCACCUGAUUCGCGCCUCGAAAGAGGCUCGCGAUCGGGUAUUGGAUUGGUUUGCUGCGGCUAUGAACAUCAACCACAAACGACGCGCAAUGCAGGUCGACCCUGAACAAGUAUCAUCCGACGGCUUUAUGUUCAACAUCACAACCUGUCUUGAUCAGCUCUGCGAGCCGUUCAUGGAUGCGGCUUUCACUAAGAUUGACAGGAUUGAUGCGGAUUAUUUGCACCGGAACUCCCGAGUAGACAUGCGAGACGAGACCAAGAUUAAUGCCGACCAGCACGCUUCCGAUGCUUUCUACUCCAAGAAAGUGGAUGGAACCUCCAACUUUAUCACUGAAAUUUUCUUCCUGACCGUUGCCGCGCAUCACUAUGGCAGUGAAUCCUUGACGUCCAAACUGGAGCAACUUGAAAAAGAUGUGCGACAGAUGGAGUCUACAAUUACUAAAUUCGAACUUGAGCGGCACCGCUGGUUGAACAACCCUGUUCAACUACGGACUUUUGAUCAAGCACUCAAGAAGUACAAGGACAAGCUCGAUCUGGGGAUUGCCCUGAAGUACAGUCUUCAGGGUGUGUUGUUCGAUGACCAGUGGCAGGCACGCUCUAUGCUGUUCAUGCGAUACGUUACUGUCUGGCUGCUCAGAGUCGUAUCCGGCAAGAACUUCCCCAAGGAACAGGUCAAGCUGCCCCUCCCAGAGACUCAGCCAGAGGUGUUCAAGUGCCUACCUGAGUAUUUCUUGGACGACAUUGUCAGCAACUUCAAGUUCAUCAUGUGGUGCAUGCCACAAAUCAUUACUGCCACCCAGGGAGAUGAGCUGGUCAUGCUGUGCAUCACAUUCCUUGAGAGCUCUGCGUACAUUAAGAACCCCUACCUGAAGGCAGGCCUGGUAUCAAUCCUGUUCCGCGGCACCUGGAAACGCCCUGGAGGCGCCAGCGGCGUGCUAGUAGACCUGCUGAACUCGAUGCCAUUUGCCAACGAACAUCUCCUUCACUCAGUCAUGAAGUUCUACAUCGAGGCCGAGUUCACCGGAGCGCACACGCAGUUCUACGAUAAGUUCAACAUCCGUUAUGAGAUCUUCCAGAUCAUCAAGUGCAUCUGGCCCAAUACCCUCUAUCGCGAGAAGCUGUCCAACCAAGCAAACCAGAACUUGGACUUCUUCGUUCGAUUCGUCAACCUUCUGUUGAACGACGUGACAUACGUUCUUGACGAAUCUUUUGGUGCUUUCAAGACCAUUCACAGCACACAGACCGAGCUCAACACCCAAGGGCACACCAUGGACGCUGCCACCCGUCAGCAGCGUCAAGAGCACCUCGCAUCAGCGCAGCGAAACGCAAAGAGCUACAUGCAGCUGACCAACGAGACGGUGGCUAUGUUGAAGCUUUUCACUGAUGCGCUCGCCGACUCCUUUACCAUGCCUGAGAUUGUCCAGCGUCUCGCAGACAUGCUGGACUACAAUCUCGAUGCAAUGGUUGGAACCAAGAGUUCUAGCCUGCGCGUUGAAAACCUGCAGGAGUAUGGUUUCAACCCUCGUGCCCUUCUGAGUGAGAUCGUAGAUGUCUAUCUCAACCUGACGGGCAAAGAGAACUUUAUUCUGGCCGUUGCUCGCGACGGUCGAUCGUACAAACCGGCCAACUUCGAGAAAGCCGCGGAUAUCAUCCGGAAAUGGUCAUUGAAGUCCCCCGAGCAGCUCCGCCGCUGGGCUCACCUUCAGAAGAAGGUGGUGGCUGCUAAGGAGGCUGAUGACCAGGCGGAGGAAGACCUCGGCGAGAUUCCCGACGAGUUCCUUGGUAGGUUGCUCGACGAUCCCUAUUUCGGCCUUUUACUCACAACUAUAGAUCCCCUUAUGUAUACCCUGAUGGAAGAUCCCGUCAUUCUUCCCGGCUCACGGAUCUCGAUUGACCGCGCGACGAUUCGCUCACAUCUUCUGAGCGACCCUCACGACCCUUUCAACCGUGUUCCAUUAAAGAUGGAGGACGUUGUAGUUGAUACCGAUCUCAAAGCUAAGAUUGAGGCUUUCAAGACCGAGAAAUUGGCUGGCAAACGCAAGGAAAUGGUACACCAGCAGACCGAACAGAUGGACACAUCUACCUAA
Molecule: messenger RNA, 3303 nt
Organism: Penicillium olsonii
Lineage: Eukaryota; Fungi; Ascomycota; Eurotiomycetes; Eurotiales; Aspergillaceae
Source: the annotation of a GenBank genome assembly